AACACGCACCAACCAAACCACCUACCUACGUAGCACAAACUAGCCUGGCCACUAGCCAAAAUCGUUCAGCCGCGUCCAGAGUCUGGCCUCCAGCUGCUUAUCAUCGUUGGCCGAUCGAUCGAGGCCAAUGGCUGCUGCGGCGGCGGCGGCGUUGUUCGACGCCCUGGACAAGGACGGCGACGGCAAGGUGUCGGCGUCCGAGCUGCGCGGCUGCAUGGCGGCGGCGCUCGGCGAGGAGGAGGCCGCGGCCGUCGUCGCGGCGGCGGACGCGGACGGCGACGGCCUGCUGAGCCGCGACGAGUUCCUCGGGCUGGCCCGCGAGGCGGCGGAGGCCGACGACGGCGACGAGGACUGCAGGCGGCGGUGCCUGAGGGCGGCGUUCGGGAUGUACGCGGACGACGCGGCGGCGGCGGAGGCGGCCGAGGGCGGCCGGGAGCUGUACAUCACGCCGGCGAGCCUGCAGCGGAUGCUCGGCCGGCUGAUGGUGGGGUCGCAGCAGCAGCAGGUGGCAUUGGACGAGUGCAGGGCCAUGAUCUGCAGGUUCGACCUCGACGGCGACGGCGUGCUCUCCUUCGAGGAGUUCAGAGUCAUGAUGCAUGACGGCCUCAUGUGACACGAUCCACGUUCUUGUUAAUUACCACCUUCGCUCACAGUUGCAUAUAUAUAAUUCUUUUUUUGUGAAUUUUGGCUUUACUUUUAAAGAUUUAUAUAAAAACGUGGAUAAUUCGUGUAAAUUUGCAUUGACUUCGACUACUAUCAUGCAAAAUAAAUUGAUAGUUCAUA
Messenger RNA from Setaria italica (foxtail millet), 783 nucleotides. RefSeq names its product probable calcium-binding protein CML25/26. Bases 128 to 613 code for a protein of 161 amino acids. Gene Ontology annotation, molecular function: calcium ion binding. The record is from RefSeq and is a predicted model, not a curated record. Lineage: Eukaryota; Viridiplantae; Streptophyta; Magnoliopsida; Poales; Poaceae. The transcript has a single exon.